Molecule: messenger RNA, 952 nt
Organism: Aphanomyces invadans
Lineage: Eukaryota; Oomycota; Saprolegniomycetes; Saprolegniales; Verrucalvaceae
Exons: 6
Coding region: 33-707 (224 amino acids)
Source: RefSeq, a predicted model, not a curated record
AAAGCUUCCUGUACACCAAAAGUUGCCGAACCAUGACCGAGUCCACCCCAGUGUUCCAGACGCAUGCAUCAGCCCCUGAAAAGGCGCCACGCAAGUGGCUUGUUGCUGGCGCUACCCUCGCCUCCACGUUGUUUAUGUUUGGAGUCAGCCACACAUCCCCCAUCACGCAAACUGCAACUGCGGCGAUGAACCUUCGCGCAGGGUCUGCCGUCGUCGGUUCGCUCAGCGGGUUGACAGCGGAAGAAUCGAUUAUCGCCACUGCACUCAACCCCCACGAACAAAGCGCUCGCACGGCCCGAUGGCUCGUGCAUAAAAACUCAUGGGCCACCAUUGCCACGACUUCUAUUCACUUGAAUGGCGCCCCUUUUGCCGGCCUGGCAUCCUACAGCGAUGGCAUUGGCAACUCGCCCGAGAAUGCCACGGGAAAUAUCCUCUUUUACUUGACCCCCAUGGACUCGACGGGCCAAGAUGUGGCAAAGAACCCGCAUGUCUCUGUUGGGAUUGCCAUGGCUCAGUUGGGCCACUGUAUCAUGGAUGCGCAAGACCCGACGUGCUGGAAGGCGACGAUCUCCGGCAAGUUGCUGCCCGUGGAAGGGGACGCCGCCAAGAGGGCUGCAUUGCAAGUUCUCUAUUCCAAGCAUCCCCAAAUGUCGUGGUGGCCUGCUGGCCAUGGCUUUCAACCGUUCGUUGGCAAAUGGCAUCCGUGAACUAUUUGUGAUCAAUGCAACUCGAUAGAUUCGAGCUUCAUCCGACGGAAAUUUUGCUCUUGGACUUUUAUGGCGGCGCCAAGAACAUCACCACGGACGAGUACUAUGCUGUCAAGCUUUAAAUCGAAGCAAGACGUGUGUUCCCAUGGUGAGCAUACGCUCUCUUGAUAGGUAUAGAACGGGAUUAAGGCGCGAUGAGAUAUCACAAACAACAGUCUAACAGCAAGGACGAGUUCUCACGGCCA